This is a messenger RNA of Condylura cristata (star-nosed mole), 5696 nucleotides long. Its product is annotated as KIAA1549 ortholog. Bases 15 to 5615 code for a protein of 1866 amino acids. The record is from RefSeq and is a predicted model, not a curated record. Lineage: Eukaryota; Metazoa; Chordata; Mammalia; Eulipotyphla; Talpidae. The transcript is spliced from 19 exons.
CCUCUGUGGAGCUCAUGCCCCAGAACAGCGCUGAGCUGGGCUCUGCACAUGUGGCCUUAACAGCACCCCCACCCGGGUCUCCGCUUAGCAGCCCUCUCCACACCACGUCAUCUCCACCCACCACCACUUUUGAUACGAACUUUCUUAAUCAAGGAAAACUGACCCCAAGUACCACCGAUCCGGGCAUCUUUGUGACAGAUCACGCAUCUGUGAUGAGCAACGAGGUGUUCAUAGAUGAUGACGAAAUGGAUAACUUUUUGCCAGAAACCCACUGGACCACUUCCCGGGGCGGUUCUCCAAUCAGGUCUGUCACGGUCAGGGUGCCCGGGCGGCCCAGGGCAGCCUUCAGCUCUGGGCCGACUCCAUCAUUACCCAUCACAUCUGUGCAGGAUAAAGACGUGACAUCAGUCUGGCAGGUCUCAACGCAGCAGACAGCAGUAGAUGAGCCCCCCAGUCACCCCAACACCUCCCAGCCCUCUCUUCUCAUCUCCGAUGGCAUGAUUCUGACUCCUAGUCGGAAUUUGGUGCUUUAUCCUGCUGACACUUUCGGGCAGAUGUCAAGCAGGACUUUGCUGGAGGUCGGGGCUCCGGGGCCAGAGGCUGUAGAAACCUCCCCUUCCAGCCCCGGAUCUUCCGUGCCUCAGACUUCAGGGGGUAGCAUGACCCCACCACCGCCGGGGGAAGCCUCACAGCCUCCGGGGGACGUCCUGGCCUUGACAACAGGCAGCCCCCCCCGUGUGACCCCCACUUUGAGUCAGAGUCUACAGGAAACCGUCUCUUGGAGCACAUACUCUGCUGCUGGGGCUCAGCCAGCCCCGACUUUGAGCAGCCGCUACCACCCACAUUUGGCUUCGUUUCCAACUCCUCUCUUGUCUGUAAAUUCUUCUGCUCCAUCAGUGGAUGCUUCCUCUCCCCCCCUGCUUCCCAGCAGCCCCAGUGAAAUACUGCACUCGCCCUCCGUGACGCUGGCCCCAGGCCCUGCGGGUGACACUGACACGCUGUCUUCACCCAGACCCUUGACAUGGUGUGUGUCCUGCUCGCCGGCGUCCCCUCACCACGGCCCGUCAGCCAGCCUCCUGGAGAAGGACGUGGGGUCGGGGGACGGCGCAGAGACUCCGGCCGUGCUCCUGCUGGAGGCCAGCAGCAGCGUCUCUCUUCCGAGCAGCUUGGUGGCCGACUUCUCGGAAUUUGAGGAGGAGCCUCAAGUAUUUAACACACUGUUUCCCACACGGCCUGUUGUUCCCCUUUCUUCUCGACCUGUGGACAUGGCGGAAACCAGCACUGGUGUUUCGGGCCAGGUGGGUGUGGAUGGGGCUCUGACCACCCUGGUGGAUCCUGCCCCGGGCCUCCCGCCUACACCAGUGACGCUCGAGGCCCCGUCCUUUGUCUCCUCCUCUGUCGCGCUGUCCAGUGGGACAGCUGUGUUGUCCUCAGUUGUCGCCAGCGCUCCCCUCGACGCUCCCCUUGACGUAUCUUCCCUCAUCACAGCAAACAAAAUCAUUCCAUCGCUGCCUCUCAGUCCCCCAAGCCUUUCCCCACUGUAUAGUCUGGGUCCUUCAGGAGAGUCCUCCCUGUUCUCUGACCCACAGCCCAGCAGUUUUUCCAGACAUGAAACUGGAAGCGUCUUGGAUUUUGCGUCCAGCUUUUUCUCAACCCCACUGCUGGACCUCAGCAGCUCCGGUCCUCCCCCUUCACUACCGGUUUCGUCUCCCUCUCCAACGUCUAACGACUUCGCUUCUCAGGCGUUUCCUACCUUGGUUGAGACGUUUACACUGUCUGACUCCAUCACCCCACAGCCGCCUCAGUUCUCUGUUCCUAACUCCACAGACCUGGAAUUUGCUCUGCUCUGGCCAAGCUCAGGCCUGCUUUCCACGUCGUUCAGUUUUCUUUCCAGUUACUCUGAAUUCUCCCCACAAUCCAGCAUCCUCCCUGAGUCUCUGCUGGUCUCAGAAGCGUCCACAGUUUUGCCGACAGAGUCUGAAGCCCAUCUUACCUCAGCUUUCACUGAAACUACCUCCUCUUUUGAGUUUGCACUCACGCCCCAGGAACCUGCCAUCUCCACACUGGUGCUCCCCAGCUCGGAGCCCCUCCUCACCAUUUCGACGGCCAGAAACCACCUCACCUCACACUUGACUGCUCUCCCCACGAAGCCCCUCUCAACUCAGUCUUCUCUCUCUUCAACGUGGACGCCUUCUGACGACAUCAGCGCCCUCGACGGCCACAUGUCCACCUCGUCCUCCUUUAGAGCCAUCUCCUCCACUGUGGCACUGGCCUCCACCGUGUCCCCAACGCCGGCCUCCUCGUUAGCGUCUGAGGCGAGCCCCUCAGCAUUCCCGACGGAGCCGGUGUUCGACAACGGCCCGUCACUCACGUCACUCACGCCGGCUCCUGCCCCCGGGAACGCCUCCGCGGGGCCGAGCUCUGCGGACGCCGGUGAGGCGCCUGAUUCUGCGGUGCCCACCACCUUGAGCGGGCCCACGGAGAGUCAGGCUCCCCACGAGGACAGCCCAGCGUCUCCCCCGCCAUCCCUUCCCCCUGGAGCCACCCCCACGCCGGAAGCCACGGCAGACACCCCGGCGCUGCUCACCACCAAGCCACCCUACCUGUGCGAUAUCACGGUGCCCGACGCCUAUCUCAUCACCACAGUGCUGGCCAGGAGAGCCGUGCAGGAGUACAUCAUCACGUCCAUCAAGGAGGUUUUGAGGAUUCACUUCAACCGCGCGGUAGAGCUCCAGGUUUAUGAGCUGUUCGCUGACUUUACGUUUCUGGUAACAUCCGGUCCUUUCGUUUACACGGCAAUAUCAGUCAUAAAUGUCCUGGUCAAUAGCAAACUUGUCCGAGACCAAACGCCUUUGAUCUUGGCUGUGAAACCUUCCUUCCUUGUGCCAGAGUCUCGGUUCCAGGUUCAAACUGUGCUGCAGUUUGUGCCUCCGACCGUGGACACGGGCUUCUGCAACUUCACCCAGCGCAUGGAGAAGGGCCUGUUGAUCGCCCUGUCCGCAGUGAGGAAGCGCCAGCCGGGCACAUAUAACCUCACGGUGCAGAUCCUGAAUGUCACCGUGGCUUCGCCCCGCGCGGCCCCUUGGCGCGGCCCGGUCAGCAUCGUCUUCGCCGUUCGCGGCUCGCAGGGCCUUCUGAGUGGGUGGGAGGUGAGCGAGCAGCUCAGGAACCUGACCGUGGUGGAGUUCAGCUUCUACCUGGGCUACCCGGUGCUGCAGAUUGCCGAACCCUUCCAGUACCCACAGCUCAACUUGUCUCAGUUGCUGAAGUCCUCUUGGGUAAGGACAGUCCUCUUGGGUGUGGUGGAGAAGCAGUUCCAGAACGAAGUGUUCCAAGCGGAGAUGGAGCGCAAGCUCGCGCAGCUGCUCGGCGAGGCGUCCACGCGGAGGCGAAUGUGGCGCAGGGCAACCGUGGCCGCGGGGAACAGCGUGGUGCAGGUGGUAAAUGUGUCCAGGCUGGAGGGAGAUGAUAAUCCUGUGCAGCUUAUCUACUUUGUGGAGGAUCAAGAUGGAGAAAGACUCAGUGCAGUCAAGUCUUCAGAUCUGAUUAACAGGAUCGAUAUCCAGAGAGCAGCCAUUAUCUUGGGUUUCCGCAUUCAGGGCGCUGUUGCCCAACCUGUGGAUAGGGUGAAGCGGCCGUCCCCCGAGUCCCAGAGCAGCAACCUGUGGGUCAUCGUUGGCGUGGUCAUCCCGGUGCUGGUGGUGAUGGUCAUCGUGGUCAUCCUCUACUGGAAGCUAUGCCGCACAGACAAGCUGGACUUCCAGCCCGACACCGUGGCCAACAUCCAGCAGCGCCAGAAGUUGCAGAUCCCCAGCGUGAAGGGCUUCGACUUUGCUAAGCAGCACCUGGGGCAGCACAGUAAAGACGACAUCCUGAUCAUCCACGAGCCUGCGCCGCUGCCGGGGCCCGGGAAGGACCACACCACGCCCUCGGAGAACGGGGACGUGCCGAGCCCCAAGGCGAAGGUCGCGUCGAAGACCGUGCGUCACCGCGGAAGAGUUUCUCCCUCAGAUGCUGACUCAACAGUGAGCGAAGAGUCCAGCGAGCGGGAAGCUGGAGACAAGACGCUGGGAGUGGUGCCUGACGGCAAGGCCCACCGAGCCCCGCAGAGUGGGCCACCCGCCCCCAGUUCAGGCACAGAGCAGCACUCGUCCGCCUCCAUCUUUGAGCACGUGGACCGAAUCUCCCGUUCCUCCGAGGCCAGCCGGCGGGUGCCCAGCAAGAUCCAGCUCAUUGCCAUGCAGCCCAUCGCUGCCCCUCCCCUCCAGCACCCCGUGCUGGCCGACCGAGUGGCAGAAACCAACAAAAUCAACAAAGAGAUUCAGACAGCUCUGCGGCACAAGUCGGAGAUCGAGCACCACCGCAACAAGAUCCGGCUCCGCGCCAAGCGCCGGGGACACUACGAGUUCCCAGUGGUGGACGACCUGUCCUCGGGCGACACGCGCGAACAUCACCGCGUCUACCGCAGGGCGCAGCUGCAGAUCGACAAGGUCCUGGACCCCACGGCCAGCGUGCCCUCCGUCUUCAUAGAGCCCAGGAAGAGCUCACGGAUAAAACGUUCUCCGAAGCCGCGCCGGAAGCACCAGGUCAACGGCUGCCCUGGCGAUGCCGAGAAGGACAGACUCAUCACCACCGACAGCGACGGCACCUACAAGAGACCCCCCGGCGUCCACAACUCCGCCUACAUCGGAUGUCCGUCCGACCCUGACCUCCCGGCUGAUGCACAGACGCCGUCCUCGGCCGAGCUGGGGCGGUACCCCGGCCUGCCCUUCCCGGCCCCCCAGUACAUCCCGCCCCAGCCGUCCAUCGAGGAGGCGCGCCAGACCAUGCACUCGCUCCUGGACGACGCGUUCGCCCUCGUGGCCCCCAGCAGCCAGCCCUCUAGUGCCUCGGCCGCAGGCCCCGGGGGCCCGGCCGGCCUGCCCGUGAACAGCACCCCGUCCCGGGAGGAGAGGCGAGCCACCCAGUGGGGGUCUUUCUACAGCCCGGUGCAGACGGCCAGCAAUGCCGGCGGCAGAUAUGAAGACUUUGGGAUGACUCCCCCUUCAGGUCCAUUGCCAAGACCAGGUUUUGGCCCCGGCUUGCUGCAGUCUUCGGAGCUGGUGCCCAGCGAGCAGCCACAGGCACCCGCCGAAGCCCCGUACGCUGCCCGGGGGAUCUACUCUGAGGAGAUGCCGCCUGUGGCCCGGCCUCGGCCCGUCGGGGGCACCACAGGGACCCAGAUCCAGCACCUGACGCAGGUGGGCAUCGCCAGCCGAGUUGGAGCUCAGCCUGUGGAGAUCCCAGCAGGCAGAGGCGGCCAGUACGGUGGGCCAGGCUGGCCCCCCUAUGGGGAGGAGGAGGCAGGCCGGAGAGACACGACACACGUGCUCGGACAGCAGGAAUUUUCCUCGUCGCCGCUGUUCCAGGUACCAAGGACUUCCGGCAGGGAGCCCUCCGCACCCCCGGGGAACGCCCCACGCAGGGGGCUGCAGGGCUCGGGGCUGGCCUACCCCACCAGCUCCACGGAAGACCUCCAGCCCGGCCACUCCUCGGCUUCGCUCAUCAAAGCGAUCCGCGAGGAGCUGCUCCGGCUCUCGCAGAAACAGACCCCAGUGCAGAACUUCCACAGCUGAUGGGCCGCGGGGGCGCGCAGUCGCCAAGUAUCUGCUUCCCGUGGAAGCAAGACGCGCAGGGAGUGAGCGGCGCGGUCGGGC